AAGGGCAACACCUCAGAUGGGUGCAGCUAUGGAGGACAGAGAGAGAGAGAGGCAGAGAGGAAAAAAAGGACAAAAAUAUCCAUAAAGUUGGCUCUAUAAUUGGCUGUGCCUCUUUGCCUUUUUUAUGUGAGAGCACAGCCCAGUCAAGAACAGUAGAAGCUGCUUCGUCCCCAAGUGAAACCCUACACUUUCCCCCUUUGCAGUUCCCUCCCACCUUGUCCACUCAUCCACAAGGUUGCUGAAGCUCACCUCACCUCACUUUUUAACAACACUCUGCACUGGAUUGUCUCCCUGGAUUAUAUUAUAAUCCCUUCGUGAGUUCUGAUGCCUGCAGGGGUGACAGUUUGGAUUAUUAUCAAGUGAUAAUGAUGCUUUCCCAGUGCUGAUUCAGGGUGUGAGCGCUGGAGGCAAAGACAGAAAGAGAGACACCUCCAGCGACACUGACUGAGUGACAGGCCAGACAUCUACACUGCAGUCCCAGGUCAACCAUCAAGAGACGAAGUGGAAACAGGCCUGGUGAUACAGACCUGCUGUUUGUAAGGAAUCCGGUCCCAGACUGAACAACUUGAUGGUUAUAAUAAGCUAAACAAAACAGACUGAAGCCAAGGCUGAGAUGGAAUUAAGACUGGGAUUUAGGAUCACCCUGGUCUUGGUCAUCCUGGCCUUGACUCUUUCCAGUGAGAAGGUGGAAGCACAAAGGGCAGGGUGUAAAAACGUCCACUAUGACUUGGCUUUUAUCCUGGAUACCUCAUCCAGUGUUGGAAAGGAGAACUUUGAGAAGAUUAGGCAAUGGGUUUCUAACCUGGUGGAGUCUUUUGAUGUAGCACCUGACAAGACAAGAGUAGCCGUGGUUCGCUACAGUGACAGACCAACCACUGAGUUCAACCUAGGGCGACACAAGACCCUGGAAGAUGUGAAGCGAGCUGCAAGCAACAUACGCUACCUGGGGGGAAAUACAAUGACUGGGGAUGCUAUCAACUACACAACCAGCAACAUCUUCACAGUGCAGAAUGGAGCGAGGCCGGCCGCCAGAGGCAUUCAGAAGGUGGCCAUUCUUCUCACAGAUGGCCGAAGCCAGGAUUAUGUUUUGGAGCCGUCCAAGAAAGCUGCCAAAGCGGACAUCAGGAUGUUUGCUGUGGGCAUAGGGGAGGCUCUGAAGGAGGAGCUGGAAGAGAUCGCAGCGGAGCCAAAGAAUGCCCAUGUCUUCCAUGUAACAGACUUCAAUGCCAUUGACAAGAUCAGGGACAGGCUGAGGAGGAGGCUGUGUGAGAAUGUCCUGUGUCCAAAUAUGAAGGUUCAACCUGAUCGGUUUAAGCCCGGCAGCACCAGUUAUGGUCUUGAAGAGGUUCCAGGAUUUGACCUGAUGGAGUAUUUCAACGUGAGAGAUAUUCUGGCAACCAGAGCUGAAGAUGGCCAAAGUUCAUAUGUUCGCCUUGGCACCAUGCCUAUAGUACAACAGACAGAAGAUGUGUUUCGUCAAGGGCUGCCAGACGAAUAUGCCUUUGUGACCACAUUUAAAUUCAGGAAAACCUCGAGGCGUGAAGACUGGUACCUCUGGCAGGUUUUUGACAAAUAUGGAAUUCCACAGGUGUCCAUCCGUCUGGACGGUGAGAACAAGGCAGUGGAGUACAAUGCUGUGGGCCUUACAAAAGAUGCUGUGAGGGCUGUGUUCAAAAACCCUGAGGUCGACAACCUGUUUGACCGCAACUGGCACAAGAUUGCUCUCAGUGUGGAGUCCAAGUCUGUGUCUCUGUACUUGGAUUGCAAGCACAUCCAGACGCUGCCGAUAGAAGACAGAGAGGACAUUGAUAUCCAGGGGAAGACAGUGAUUGGGAAAAGGCUGUAUGACAGUGUGCCAAUUGAUUUUGACCUCCAGCGAAUGAUGAUUUACUGCGAUUCCAAGCAUGCCGAGCUGGAAACCUGCUGUGAUCUACCCAAUGGGCCUUGCCCUAAGACGGUUGUGACAGAGGCUCCCCCUUACAAGAUCCCCACGCCAACACCUACCAGUGCUGAGCAACAACGAGGCCCUCAAGUGAACUGCUCCUGCCCUGCUGGAGAAAAGGGUCGCAUGGGUGCACCCGGUGUUGCAGGUCCUAAGGGUGACAAGGGUGACACUGGCCCUAAGGGUGCUAUCGGACCACCUGGACUCAAAGGAGAAAAAGGAGAAAGUGGCAGUAUAAACUCUGUCAAAGGUGACAGAGGUGAGAAGGGUGAUAGAGGCAGCAUAGGGUUGACAGGUCCUCCUGGACAAAAAGGAGAGAAGGGAAUUGGUGGAAUCCCAGGCAUUGAUGGUUUAACUGGAGACAAAGGCGACAAAGGUCAAGCAGGACUGGCUGGUGAUCCAGGGCUACCAGGUCCAGCUGGACCGAGGGGACUUCAAGGGGAUGCUGGGAUUCCUGGUGCACCAGGGCCAAAAGGUGUCACUGGUGACUCAGGUAUAAAAGGUGAAACGGGAACACCGGGAGUCAGGGGUGAGCCAGGUCUUGAUGGAUUACCUGGAAAACCUGGCUUAACUGGGAAGGAUGGUUUGAGAGGUCUGACUGGAGUACCUGGGCCCAACGGGGUUAAAGGUGACAAGGGGGAGAGAGGUCUUCCCGGAUUACCUGGGGAUGCGGUACAAACAGAAGGCUUACGGGGUGAGAAGGGUGAGCCUGGACCACAAGGGCCUCCAGGUGCUGAAGGACCCCCAGGGCCUCCUGGUCCUCCUGGUGAACAAGGUUUACCCGGUAACCCUGGAGAAUUUGGCCAGAGGGGAAGGAAAGGUGACAGUGGACUCCCAGGCGUGGAUGGCCUUCCUGGACCUGCUGGUCCUCAGGGUCCACCUGGACCACCAGGAAACCAAGGAAACACUGGACCUCCCGGUCUGCCAGGUGAAAUUGGAUUUCCAGGCAAACAGGGAGAGGCUGGAAAACCUGGUAUUCCUGGUAAAGAUGGACUGGAUGGUCUUCCUGGAAAUGACGGUGCCAUGGGGCCCAGGGGCGAGCGUGGAACAGAUGGUUUUCCUGGCAAGCCUGGACCCAAGGGCGACGAAGGGCCUCCUGGACCAAGAGGACCUCCAGGGGAGAGAGGGGAAGCUGGUGCCCCUGGACAGGCAGGUACUGCUGGAGCACGAGGUGACCGAGGCGUGCCGGGAGAGAGAGGACAGACAGGACCAGUUGGGCCAAAAGGUGAAAAAGGCGACAAGGGUGAAGUGGGAGCUAUGGGACCGCCGGGCAUUCCGGGAAAUGUUGCAAACGUCAUUCCUGAGCCCGGAGAACCUGGGAGACCUGGAGAGAAAGGAGAGAAAGGGGAUCAAGGGAAACCAGGAGAGAUGGGUCCAAGAGGACUACCUGGUGAACAAGGUUUUAAGGGACCACCUGGGAUACCGGGGCCAAAGGGUGAGACUGGACUCACUGGAGAGACCGGGCGUGUUGGAGACCCUGGUCCACCUGGCAUAGCUGGCCCUCAGGGUGCCCGUGGACUACCGGGAAGUGUGGGCAUACCGGGAAUUAUUGGGCCUCCAGGUCCAGCUGGACAAAGAGGAGACAAGGGGGAACCUGGAAAACCAGGACAACAAGGUCCCGCAGGACCACCUGGAGAGCCUGGUUUGACUGGACCUCCUGGACUACCAGGGAAGGGGAAAGAUGGGCAAAAUGGAGACCCGGGGCCACAGGGAAUCCAAGGACCCCCAGGGCUGAAGGGUCAACCAGGGUCAAGAGGAGAACCUGGGUUACCAGGCGACAGGGGUCCUGCAGGAGAAGGCAAAGUGGGACAACCGGGACCUCCAGGACAAACUGGACCACCUGGACUUGUGGGUUUGAGGGGUCCACCAGGUGUCGCUGGUCCUCAAGGCCCAGCAGGUCACAAUGGUCUGCCAGGAAGGCCAGGAGAAAAGGGCUCACCAGGAGAGCCUGGAAAAGCCCCAGACUUUGACCCAAAGGAGUUUUGCUCAGACUGCCCUGCAGGACCACCGGGACCACCUGGACUCCCAGGAAUCCCAGGAGAUAAAGGACAACAGGGACCUCCUGGGAAAAAUGGGGAAGAUGGAUACCAAGGCCCGCCAGGACUAGCCGGACCUCCAGGGGCCCCCGGAGCUGAUGGAGGAAAGGGUGUGAAAGGUGAUCGAGGACCUGCUGGAAACCCCGGAGACAAAGGGGACAAGGGUCACCCAGGGCCUCCUGGUCACCCAGGUCCUCCUGGAUUAAUGGGUACACCUGGUAACGAUGGGCUGCCUGGGCUUGCGGGCCCCCCAGGACCCCCUGGAGAAAAGGGCAAAGAGGGUCUCAAAGGAAUCCAGGGACCACCAGGGCUUCCUGGCUUGAUAGGACAACCUGGCAAAAUGGGAAAAGAUGGCAGACCAGGUGAACCAGGAGAACCUGGCAAACAAGGUGAAACUGGACCCCCAGGAAACCCAGGGCUCAGGGGACUCCCUGGCUUUAAAGGCCACAGAGGAGAACCUGGAGCUCCAGGUUCUAAGGGAGAAGAUGGAAAGUCUGGAUCACCUGGACGUGACGGUAAAGCUGGGAAAGAGGGUCCUCGGGGACCUCCAGGGCCAGAAGGACUUUUAGGCCCAAGAGGAGAGCCGGGCAAGCCGGGUGAACCAGGACCGUCAGGAAAAUCAGGUCUCCCUGGAACACCGGGUCUUAGGGGAGACAAGGGCGAGCCGGGCAAUCCAGGAUUACCAGGCUUCAGUGGACCUAAAGGCCCCGCGGGUCCACCAGGUCCAAUUGGCCCAGAAGGAAAACAGGGUGUGCCGGGCAGAGCUGGUGAUCGUGGUAUCAGAGGAGAGAAGGGAGAUCCAGGUACAAAGGGAGAUAAAGGGCAGUCAGGAGAGCCAGGUAUGCCGGGAAACCCUGGUCCCCCUGGCAGGAAGGGCCACACAGGGAUGAUGGGCAUGUCAGGACCACCAGGAGAAAUCGGAGCCCCGGGGCCACAGGGACCUUCAGGAAACCCUGGCCUUCCAGGGCCCAGGGGAGAGUCAGUGUCACUGGAACAGAUGAGGCGGCUCAUCCAGGAGGAGCUGGCAAAACAGCUGGAUGCCAAAUUAGCUUAUCUCAUGGCUCAGAUGCAGCCAGCACAUGUGAAAAGCACAGCGGGCCGCCCCGGACCUCCUGGCCUUCCGGGUAAAGAUGGCAGCCCUGGACGCCCUGGGCCCCCUGGAGAACCUGGGAUGCCCGGACAGAAUGGAGGAGAAGGACCCCGGGGACCCAUGGGCCCUAAGGGUGAGAAAGGAGCAACGGGAGAGAAGGGAGACCCUGGGAUUGGUGAAAGAGGAGAGCCAGGUCCUGCUGGACCCAUAGGCCCAGCAGGCAUGCCUGGUUACGGCAAAGACGGAAGCCCGGGACAAGCCGGAGCCCAAGGAGAGCCAGGAAACCCCGGCCCCCAUGGUCAGCCUGGACCUCCGGGCCCUACUGGCCAGUGCGACCCAACCCAGUGUGCCUACUAUGCCAGCCUGGCACAACGGCCCCACACCAAAAAUGUGAAGGGGACUUAAAGAAGAAGAGCCAAGCAGAGUUGGGAGACCAGCUGUAUUUAUGAACUUAAUCAAGAAUCAAGAACUUUUUUUUGUUUUUUUGUUAAAGUCACCUCAGUACAGAGGGCUGAAGCCACAGGUGCUGCCGGUCAGAUUCUAUGUUUUGAUUUUGGUACGACGCUCGGGAUGGAUGGGGAUUAAGCAACGUGGGAGUUUCUUUCUGAUCUAUUAUGGGAUAAAGAGGGCAGCUACAGUUUUUUUCCCCUCACUUGCAUGCUUCCUGUAAAUAUAUAGGGAGAUAACAUGGAUGGCACGGCCCCGAACAUCAGGAGUAAAGAUCCUGCUAUUCGAUUUUAUAUUGUUUCAUCAGUAAUCAUCUCAGUCAGGCGCUUCGCUGCUUGCCUCACACCGUUCUGCAUCAGCCGCCCUUCACAAGUUAGCAUCAGGCAGCACGUGUCAUUCACUGCUCACUAAGUCAGUGACUGACACAGUCGCAGUAAUUACUCAGUAUCACUUUUCCGGUCAUUGAUUGGGAGAAAGCGGUGGCAGACGGUGAGAGGCAAACAGCAGCAGUGGUUUUUGUGUUGGAGGAGCUUUAAUCGGUUCGAGUGAUGAAACAUUUGCAUUUCAUCCACAGCAGCAUGUAUGUUGUUAUAUCACAUUUGUUUGUCGUGACACAGGGAUGCAAAAACAACACAGAAAAAUAAAAUGCCUUUUAGAGAAAUGCGCCCUUAAAGUAGUGCAGUUUGCUUGGUUUAUUUAGACAGGUAGGAAACAAGAUUUUAUUCUGGGAAUAAACUGAAGGCGGCAGAAAUGACCUCUCUGUCACAGCCCACAAAUUAGCAUCUCUGCAAUGUCAUUUCAAGCUUUGGUGAGAUUUGAAGGAUUUCAUUCCAGAAGUCUUGUUUGUAUUUGUGCAUGUGACAUUUAAGGGUGGAUAUCUGUUUUAUUUUUUUUUGUGUUUUUUUAAGGACUUCAUUUAAGUUUGCUCUUUUGACCAUGAAUAUAUGCCAUGUAAUGAUUUGUUCCAGAAGAUGAGACAGCAAGCAGUGUCGCUGUUAGAUUUGUGCUUUCAUGUUUCACUCUCUCUCUGAGCUACACAUAGACCUGAGCAGCAAACAGCUUUGAGGAGGUGGUAUAAUUGCAGCCUUU
This is a messenger RNA of Oreochromis niloticus (Nile tilapia), 6604 nucleotides long. RefSeq names its product collagen, type XXII, alpha 1 (gene col22a1). Bases 614 to 5473 code for a protein of 1619 amino acids. The transcript has 66 exons. Gene Ontology annotation, molecular function: extracellular matrix structural constituent conferring tensile strength. The record is from RefSeq and is a predicted model, not a curated record. Lineage: Eukaryota; Metazoa; Chordata; Actinopteri; Cichliformes; Cichlidae. Gene Ontology annotation, biological process: extracellular matrix organization.